AUGGCUAAUCGGCUGGGAAACAACCGGGCUGAGGAUGCUGAGUCUUUCCUUGAAAAAACAGAGAAGAAAUUGGACUCGGUGAGAGAAUUUUUCCAUGUUGAUCAGACCGCCAUCAUUCGACGCAUCCAUCUGUGCGAAGGCCAGGAUCCACGAAUUGUUUUUCUUUCGGCUAAGGAAAAGGGGCGUUCUACCAUCAGCAACCAAUUCAAACGUUUACUUGCUGUUCGGUUUCUGGCGUUGCAAUAUGAGAAAUGGCUCAUGCAUACAACAGGAGAACCUUUAGAGGCAGCACUUUGCAAUAACCGACUCCACAACCAUGGCCAGUGGAAGGCCUUCAUUCGCAAACAGCGUCUCCCAGGAAAAUCACAAUGCCGGGGCUGGGUUGAGUCUGGCCAGAAGCUCCUCAAAAUCGAACGUGAAACUUGCAUCCCAGGGAUCUCACUUGCGUUUAUUCCUGUGCUACCACGGAUUCCGCACCUCUAUAAUGCUGAACUCGAGAAUUCCAUCAAUAGUUUAAAGCACGGCUAUCCUGAGAUUAGAGAAUUGGCACAGGAUCUUGAGAAAUUUUCAGACUACUUUGAUACCUACAGCAAAUAUAUCUGCCGGCAACAAGAAGAGUCGCACCCAAAAAGGGAAAUUGCACAAGAAGAGUCACCCAUACCCGCAGCUAUACUUGCAUAA
This is a messenger RNA of Aspergillus chevalieri, 681 nucleotides long. RefSeq lists its product as uncharacterized. The record is from RefSeq and is a predicted model, not a curated record. Bases 1 to 681 code for a protein of 226 amino acids. The transcript is spliced from 2 exons. NCBI's taxonomy places the organism in Eukaryota, Fungi, Ascomycota, Eurotiomycetes, Eurotiales, Aspergillaceae.